Molecule: messenger RNA, 1483 nt
Organism: Schistocerca nitens (vagrant locust)
Lineage: Eukaryota; Metazoa; Arthropoda; Insecta; Orthoptera; Acrididae
Exons: 4
Coding region: 27-1109 (360 amino acids)
Source: RefSeq, a predicted model, not a curated record
GUUUCUGACUCGGGCUGUAGUCCACCAUGCAGAAAACACUCCUCGUCGUCGUGCUCGCGGCCUUUGUCGGCAGCAGCUCUGCACAGGAGAGAUGCUCCUCGCGAUGCAUCGAUCUGGCCGAGAGAGUUCACAGUGCCAAUUUCAUCGUCAGACCUAUACGUUACCUUGAAUUUUGGUCGGCCGGCUGCGAUUCCCAAUGCCUCAACAAUCAAGGAGGAAUGCAGACAACGACAACACAAGCACCAGCAACAUCACAUAUGAUGGCACCAACUUCCUCAAUAACAACAGCUAGAACAACUACUACAGUCAAGGGAACAACUAUGACUACUACAAGACCAACAACCACCUCAGCCACAACACCUACAAUGGCACAAACUUCCUCAACAACAACAGCUACUACAGCAAAAAUUACAACAAUGGCUGCAACUACAACAGCUACAGCUCCAACAACAACCUCAACUACAACAGCUAUGAUCGAAUCGACUUCUUCAACGACAACCACUACGCCAGAAACGACAAAUGUGACCACUACAACAACUACAGCUCCAAUGACAACCUCAGCCACAACACCUGCAAUUACAUCGACUACAUCAACAACAACCUCAACCACAACACCGGCAUCAGAUACAACUACAACAACUGUUUCAACAACUAGCUCAACUGCAUCAUAUACAACCUCAAGCGAUGCACCAACUACCACCAACACAGUACCUGAAUCAUCAACAUCAACAACAGAAAGGACUGAACCCAGUGAAACAACCGAGUCAGCUGUGGAUACAACAUCAGAGGGGACAACGUCUUCAACCACGACAAAUGCAUCGACCUCAGCAGAAGAAGAAACAACAGUUGCUGAUACAGCAACAGAUGGUUCAGUCACAACUGCUGAAACUGAUUCUUCCACAUCAGAGGAGACAAACGUCUCAACCUCAACUGCCUCAACUGCAGCAGACGCCUCAAGAAAAAGUAAUGCUAUCGCAUUGGGUAACAGAGGCCAGCACCACGACUUACGCCAUGGCUUUAUGCGUCACUCUAAACACGCAAAACAUGGGGGACACGUAGAACAUGAGAAAAAUGGAAAGCAUGGCUCCUUUCACAGGCAACAGAACUGAGAAUUUCACAAGCGGUGUAACAAAAACGCUUUAACCAAAUUUUAAGUAAACAUAAUAAUAAUCUUUUACUUACGUAAAACACUAAUAAUGGGAGGUUUGAUGCAGAUAUUGCACUGCAGAAGUGAAUGCAUAAUAUGAUGGCAUGAUAACAAUUUAAAAAACCCAGUCAUACUCAUUCAUGUCACUACAUUACUAAUCAUGCACUAAACAACAAUGAAAGUAAUACAUACACAAAAAUUAAAAUAAUAAGUCUAUUAGUCUACUGCCAUUGUUGAAAACGAUGUUCGUGAAGCAACUUUAUAUUUCGUGCCAAACUUUAAAUAACAACCAAUGUAAAUUUAGGAAGAUAAGGUUUAAACAAGCCAAUAAAAGAU